Molecule: messenger RNA, 1543 nt
Organism: Archocentrus centrarchus (flier cichlid)
Lineage: Eukaryota; Metazoa; Chordata; Actinopteri; Cichliformes; Cichlidae
Gene: rbm17
Product: RNA binding motif protein 17
Exons: 13
Coding region: 86-1348 (420 amino acids)
Biological process (GO): mRNA cis splicing, via spliceosome; alternative mRNA splicing, via spliceosome
Cellular component (GO): precatalytic spliceosome
Molecular function (GO): RNA binding
Source: RefSeq, a predicted model, not a curated record
GCGCAAUGUGUCGUGAACUGUCGGGCUGAGCUUUGUUGUUGUGCGCAGGCUUCCCGAGCAGUGAGGAGGGCGCUGACGGGCAGCAAUGUCGCUUUAUGAUGACCUCGGUGUGGGUGCCAGUGACACCAAGACCGAAGGCUGGUCCAAGAACUUCAAGCUGCUGCAGUCCCAGCUGAAGGUGAAGAAGGCGGCUCUGACACAGGCCAAGACCCAGCGGAUAAAACAGACCACCGUCUUGGCGCCUGUCAUCGAUCUAAAGAGAGGAAGUUCCAGUGAUGAGCGGCAGAUCACAGACACUCCCCCACAUGCUGCAGCUGGACUCAAGGAUGCAGUGCCCAGCGGCUUCUCUGCCAGCGACGUGCUGAUCCCAUUAGCAGACGAGUAUGACCCGAUGUUCCCCAACGACUAUGAGAAGGUGGUGAAGCGGCACAGGGAGGAACGGCAGCGACAGAGGGAGCAGGAGCGGCAGAAGGAGAUCGAGGAGAGGGAAAAGAAGAGGAAAGACAGACAUGAAAGUGGUGCUCCUAGUGGCUUCUCUCGUUUCCCGGCAGCAGAGGAAGACUCGGAUGAGGAGGAGGAGUACGAGAAGGAGCGGAGGAAAAGAAGUAUGGGUGGUGCAGCCAUUGCCCCUCCAUCUUCACUUGUGGACAGAGAUGGCUCUUCAUUUUCCUACGAAGACGAAGGUCGUCCUGCCAGAGGCUCAAAGGCCGCCAUCCCUCCACCUAUGUAUGAAGACUCAGAUCGGCCACGGUCGCCACCUGGACCAACCAGCUCCUUCCUUGCUAACAUGGGAGGUACGGUGGCCCAUAAGAUUAUGCAGAAAUAUGGCUUCAAAGAAGGUCAGGGCCUCGGCAAGCAUGAGCAAGGUCUCAGCACGGCCCUGUCUGUGGAGAAGACCAGCAAGAGAGGUGGAAAGAUCAUAAUCGGUGAUGCAGCAGAAAAACCAGGCUCCAGCCAGUUGGGUGCUGCUGAGACUUCAGGCGGAGGCUCUGCAGCUGACUCCUCCAAGAAGUCCGAGGCUAACCCGCUCACAGAGAUCCUGAAAAACCCGACCAAAGUGGUCCUGCUGAGGAACAUGGUGGGACGAGGAGAGGUGGACGAAGACUUGGAGGGAGAGACGAAAGAGGAAUGUGAGAAAUAUGGGAAAGUAGUUAAAUGUGUCAUUUUUGAGAUUGCAGAGGUGCCAGAUGAUGAAGCCGUCAGGAUAUUUCUGGAGUUUGAGAGGGUGGAGUCGGCCAUCAAAGCUGUGGUGGAUCUGAACGGACGUUAUUUCGGUGGGCGAGUCGUCAAGGCCUGCUUUUACAAUCUAGACAAGUUUCGUGUUUUGGACCUCGGCGAGCAGGUUUGAAGGCGCCCUGGGAAGCUGAGAGAACGACACCACAUGAUGAACUUCCAUCAUCUCCCCACAUGUACAUAAAAACGUUUUAUAUUUCCUGAACAGCAGUCUGUGUAGUGGUACAGGUCUGUAUUGUAGAAUAUAAUGUUUUCCUGUGAUUUAAAAAAAUACCUUAAUGUAAAACACAAAUAAAGGGUAUCAACUGCA